AAAUUCGUACAAGCUGCAAUGAAGGUGCAAAAUAAAGCCAAAAAAUACGAUGGACCUCGAACUGAUCUUGAUGAAAUAUACAUGGGGAACGUGAAUGUUGAAUGUCCGUCCACUGCAAAAGUCGUCCGAAUAUUUACAAGCAGUACAUUCACAGACACAAUGCACGAGAGGAAUACACUCAUGGAGAAUGCGUACCCGAAGUUGAAGUCCUUCUGUCAAGAGCUUGGCUAUGAGUUUCAGGUUGUCGACAUGAGAUGGGGUGUUCGGGACGAGGCGGCGGAUGAUCAUAUGACAACGGAAAUCUGUCUGAAAGAACUGAAAAUGUGCAAGAAAUUAUCAACUGGUCCAAACUUUGUCUCACUGAUGUCGCACAAAUAUGGCUACUCGGAUUUUCCAAGAUGUAUAGAUGCAGACAAAUAUGAGGAGAUGUUAGAGCAUAUAGAAUCAAAGGAAAUGUUGGAGCUUUUAAACAAAUGGUAUUCUAAAGAUACGAACGCUAUACCGCCUGUGUAUGUCGUUCAUCCAAUAAGCUUCCACAUACCGGACUUUGUUAGUCAGGAUAAAGAUAAGAAAAAUGCCGCGAGAACCCAGUGGUGGUCUGAAAGCGAAGCCAUACAAGCGGCACUAGAAGAAGUAGCGCAAAAACGAUUCGACUCUGAGACUGCCAGAAAGUACAUGCGUUCAGUAACGGAAACGGAAGUGUAUGGCGGUAUUAUAAACGCAGACGACAUCAACAACACGUGCAUUUGGUUGAAAAGAACGAUUGAGGAUAUCGAAACAAAAGACAGUUCCUACAUAUUGUCACGUUACAUAGGUAUCAUUGUUUUUGUUUGAUUUAACAACCAGUUUUGAAAGUAUUACAAUUUA
Molecule: messenger RNA, 867 nt
Organism: Ruditapes philippinarum (Manila clam)
Lineage: Eukaryota; Metazoa; Mollusca; Bivalvia; Venerida; Veneridae
Product: NACHT domain- and WD repeat-containing protein 1-like
Exons: 6
Coding region: 19-834 (271 amino acids)
Source: RefSeq, a predicted model, not a curated record